Chiloscyllium plagiosum (whitespotted bambooshark) is the source of this 3816-nucleotide messenger RNA. RefSeq names its product TSR3 ribosome maturation factor (gene tsr3). Gene Ontology annotation, biological process: maturation of SSU-rRNA. The record is from RefSeq and is a predicted model, not a curated record. Gene Ontology annotation, molecular function: rRNA small subunit aminocarboxypropyltransferase activity. Lineage: Eukaryota; Metazoa; Chordata; Chondrichthyes; Orectolobiformes; Hemiscylliidae.
GAAGGUUCGGUUUCACAGUUUCCAAAGGAGUGGACCCGAUCGAAGCGAAGCCCGUGAGUUCGGGGCCUCGUUCACUGGAGACGGUGCCAGCCCCUGCCUGAAGGGCCUACUCCUGGAGUUCACUCCUUGUCAGCCUGUCUUGAAUACAAAACUCUCGCAUAGAACCACACAACAAAAGAUGGUGGCAGCAACCAGAUCCACUGCCUAGAAAAUCAUGGCGAUAGUGAAGAUCAAAAAACAGAACUGAAAUUAUUUAAAGAGAAGACCUUGAAAAAUCACUUUUCCAAAAAGUCUUUUAGACCAGCUAGCAGUCAGAAGGACCAUAGAACUGACCAGAAGGAAAAAUCUCUGACCAGAAAGCUCUUGCAGGGAAACAAGUGAAGACAACUGCACCAUGGACUAAAUCAUUAACAGCUUCACAUUAACCCUUGUUCAAAUGAGGGGGAAGAAACAGACACAGAAGAGUAAGCGAGCAGCUCCAAAAUGGAAAGAUGCUCGUCAUCAGCGGAAAGGGUGCUCCUUGGAGUCAUUCACUGAAGAUGUUCAUGAGGCUGUACAAGCUGUUGAUAAUGGGGUCUCUGAGGAUGGGUCGUGUCCCACAUUUCAGUUCCCGUGUCCACUGGCCAUGUGGGAACUAGGACACUGUGACACAAAGCGAUGUACAGGCAGGAAGCUUGCUCGGAAAGGGUUUGUCCGCAACUUGCGUAUCAGUGAAAGGUUCAGUGGAUUAGUUCUCACUCCCAUGGGAACCAGAUACGUCUCCCCUAUGGACAGAGAGAUCGUGGCACAAGGUGGUGUGGCUGUCAUCGAUUGCUCCUGGGCUAAACUAGAUGACACUCCAUUCACAAAAAUGAAGGGAAGAUACCUCAGACUAUUACCUUACCUCAUUGCUGCUAACCCAGUGAAUUAUGGACGACCCUGCAAGCUUUCCUGUGUUGAGGCAUUUGCUGCCACUUUCUGUAUUGUUGGGUUUCCAGAGCUGGCUGAAGUUCUACUAAAGAAAUUCAAAUGGGGGAAAACGUUUUUGCAUCUAAACCAAGCAUUGCUGGAGAAGUAUCGUGCGUGCAGGAGUGAAGCAGAGGUGCUACAGGCUGAACAGGAGUGGCUGGCUUCAGAUGGAGAACCAGAGGAGCAGGAGGAUCCAUUUGAUGUUGAUUCGGGGAAAGAAUUCUGUAAUCCCAAUAGACCCAACCUUGGAAGAGUUGUGGAGACUGAAGGAGAUAUCAGUGAUAGUGAUGAUGAUUCUGAGGGGGAAGAUGAAGAUAGUGAAUCUGAUGAGGAGAAUACAGCAGAUGUUCCUGAUCUAAAAGGAGACUACGCAGCUUGCAGAGAGGAGGAACCAACAGUAAAAGCCAUCAGCAAUGCAAAGGUUUGAAGCUGAAUGCAAAGGUGAAGCAAUCAUCUUCCCUGCUCAUGGGCCUUCUUUCUUAAAGAAAAAAUAAAAUAGGAUCUGUAUAGAAUGCAAUGCUUAAUGGAACAGAAGAACUUGGAUAUUUACCUUUCAGACACAGGAUAAUCUGAAGGGAAUAACAUUCACUGGAAUACUUCUGAAGUGUAAUCAGUGUUGUAAUGUGGCACAUGAGAAGAUCCCAUAAUCCAAGAUAAUGACCAGGUUAUAUUCUUUUUAAUGAUUAUUCCAUUCAUGUUUUCUAAUAUCUCACCCAGUCUAAUCCCAAUCAUCCAAAUUCAAUAUUUACAUAUUCUGAUAUGUUAUAUUUGUAAUAAAUGAAAGUGGUUCCAGCAAAGAUGUUGUGGAACAUCCUCCGAAGUGUUAGUCAUGCUAAAAUAUAUAAAGAAAGGAAAGUCUGAUCUUUUAAAUAGCACAUCUUCAAAAAUACCUUGCAGCACCUCAUGUACAAUGUACUAUUGAAAGUAUAGUUGCUUAUGUGGCCAUUUUAGCACACAUGAAGACUCCUUGAGCAGUGCACUGAAUGACCAGUUAGUUAAAAGAUAAAUGUUGGCUCAGGCAGUGGGAAAAGUUACUAUUCUAAAGAUAUGGGCAUGAGACUAGACUGAACAGAUGAGACCUUGGUUUUAAGUCUCAUUGGGAAAACAAAACAAGAGAACAUCUCACUUGGUGUUAUUCUUUUAAAUGUUUUCAAAGCUACAAUUACAAAAAGUUGACAGACAAAAUUAUCACAACUAUACAAUAUUUCUUUGUAAUACUUAGAAGAGCAAAGACAGGGGUCAUAAAACUUAAUUUAAAAAAACACAAAAAAUAGGAUUAUGAAAAAGUUGUGGGACAAGAGUGACUACUGCAGCAAAAGAUCCAUAUCACAACGAUGGUUAGGUGAGUUGAUACAGGAUCUAUGUCACCACAGUGAAACGUCCGGCACAGCGUGUGAAUCACACAACAGUGAGCAGCUUCAGCACUGGAUCAGUAUCACCACGACAACGAAGCUACAGCAUUGAAUCAAUAUCAUCACAAAUUUAAGGAGCUCCACAUUAGCUCCAGAAUUGCACAAGUUUGAGGAACUAUAACACAACUUCAGUAUUUCCACAAUGGUGACAGUGAGAAGCCACAGCGCCAGAUCAAUAAUGUUCCAAUGCUGAGGAGCUCCUGCAUAGCUUUACUAUCAUCACAACAAAGUACCACUCCAACACUUGACAUUCUGAAAUUCUGAAUGUUUAUGUAUAGUCGCAUAUUGCAGUCACUUAUUCCAAGUUGGCUUGAAUUUAAUCCGGAGACACCUCUAGCUCCUUCAUCAUCUUAACAAAGUCCUGUGCUUCUCUAUCAGCGGUCCGGCCCUCCAGCAUCUUCAUGAUUGGUUUCAUCACUGCAAAAAUCAACACCUGUAAUUGACAGCACUGUGUAUCCUCAGAUUUUGUGUAUUGCAAGAGGUGGUAACUGCGUUGUAAGGGCAGGAAUAUUACAAAUGUGACUCCAAGAUACUUCUGAUCUUGGUAAAUAUGGGGAACAAAAACCAGUCAGAAUUCUUACUCCUGGAUGUUGUCCAGUAGAUCCUGUUAGAGGGUAUGGGCAUUACUAAGGGCAGAAUCUAAUUCAGCUUUAACCCCCCCACCCAUUGUCAAAUCAUCCGAUGAUAGUGCCCACAGCGGUAUAAUAAAAGCCAUUGGAGAAUGGUGAUGAUCUUUGAGGGGGUGGGGUUGAGUAAGUGAUGAUAAGCUGCCACCCACAGGGGAAGAAGUUCAAUUUUUAAAUAAAGAGCUGAAAUUGGCAUUUGGGCCAGAUUCAAAUCAUUUCUAUGUUUUAGUGACUAAACCCCCUUAAUUAUCUAUUAGCAAAUCUUACAUAGAACUGCAUACAGCCUAUGAAGUUAUGUGUAGUCUUCAGGUGAAGCAGGUUAGCAGUCAGUGCUAUUUGGACCAGUGCAUACAUACAUUCAAUCCUCAUUUUAAAAUCAGGCUGGGAAUUCUCCUGAGAGUUGCUUUUCCUGUAUCACUGGUAUAAUUUUAAUAUAAACAGGGUUGUUGGCAAAGUUAUAAUGGACUCCCUACCUCUGAGCCAAGAGGCCCAUGUUCAAGAUCCACCUGCUCCAGAAGUAUGCAAUAACAUCUUCGAAUGGGUUAAUUAGAAAAUAUAAUGACGCCAUGGGACAAACUGCUAAAAAUGAACCCUUUUCAAUGCUUAUGAACAAUCCCUGUAUCAACAUUUCCAAUGAAACGCUGUCAGCAUCUUGGGUUGUAAUAUAUGUUUUAAACUACAUCACCACCACUGGUAGGUGGGUGAACUUACAGUUUGACAUAAACAGUGUCAAAUUUGAAGAUGGGCUUUUUUUUAAGAAAGAAUACAUGAACUUGAAUUUCAUGCAGAUGUAAUUUUUAAACAUUUUACAAUGGAUAGGUAGUGAAGUU